AUGAGCACCAGUCACUACAGAGCAGAGCUCGUGAAGCUCAUGUCGUUAAAGGACGACAAGACCCGCAAGGUGCUGUGUGACCCCGUCACACCGUAUGACGUCUUGCAUAACUUCACCACGGAGGAGCUCCUCAGUAUCACAACCGUCCUCGUGUGUCGCUGGAUGAACGAGCGGGCGUACGGAGACCCAGAGACGAACGACGACAUGAGACCCAUACAUCACGAAUCGACGACAUGA
Phytophthora nicotianae INRA-310 is the source of this 237-nucleotide messenger RNA. RefSeq lists its product as hypothetical. The transcript has 3 exons. The coding region runs from base 1 to 237 and encodes 78 amino acids. Lineage: Eukaryota; Oomycota; Peronosporomycetes; Peronosporales; Peronosporaceae. The record is from RefSeq and is a predicted model, not a curated record.